Notothenia coriiceps (black rockcod) is the source of this 1651-nucleotide messenger RNA. RefSeq names its product Rac GTPase activating protein 1 (gene racgap1). NCBI's taxonomy places the organism in Eukaryota, Metazoa, Chordata, Actinopteri, Perciformes, Nototheniidae. Gene Ontology annotation, molecular function: GTPase activator activity. The coding region runs from base 173 to 1651 and encodes 492 amino acids. Gene Ontology annotation, cellular component: cleavage furrow; spindle midzone; centralspindlin complex. Gene Ontology annotation, biological process: Rho protein signal transduction; mitotic cytokinesis; mitotic spindle midzone assembly. The transcript is spliced from 13 exons. The record is from RefSeq and is a predicted model, not a curated record.
GCGCUGAUUUUUGAACUCUUGAAAGAAUGUUCAAACUUUAUCAGACAGGUGUGGCUCUGCUGCUGGAGAGGGAAUAAACCAUUUAACCUCUGAUUUUAACAUCGGACGUUUUUACAUUAUAUGUCAGCCACACUAUCAUAGAAACACAAUCGCACAGCAGCAGAGAGACACGAUGGAGUCUGUGGUGAACCUGAACAACCAGUUCCAGAGCUUCAGAGCCCAGGUGGAGAGCAUGCAUGAGGGCAUUGAACCACAGUUCCUCCAGAUGGCAUCAAACUUUGAGGAGUGCCGGCAGAAGUGGCAGCGGUCAGGUGACGAGCUGGUUUCCACUAAGGAGGUGCUGGCUAAAACAGAGACGGAAAGGGGAGCCCUGGAGGUCAAACUGAAGCAUGCCCGCAACCAAGUGGAUGUGGAGAUCCGCCGGCGGCAGAAAGCUGAGGCAAUCUACGAGAAGCUGGAACGUCAGCUACAGCUGAUCCGAGAGCUGCUGAUAUCAGAAAACAACGGUAACAGUGUCCACCUGAGUGAGGAGCAGCGCUCCGCCCUGGCCUUCCUCAGUUCCCACUCCCAGGCAGCACAGGCUGCUAAAGCCAACCUCAACUCCAGUCGAAAAUUAACUACCAUUGAUGAAUCAGCUUCUUUGCUCUCAGACAUCAGCUACGAUCAAACAGACGACUCUCUGGACUGGGAUUCCUCUGUGAUGAAGACUGUGAAACUGAGAAAGCGCCAGAAACGACGUUCCUCCAGAAAACUCUUAGAGGUUCCUCCACAGGCACUGAAGAAACCUCGCUCCUCUGGACGCACAUCAGAAAGGAUGAAUGAGUCUAUAAUUGCCAAAACCACCAUCACUGUGCCGGUAAAUGGCGGUGCUGUAGAAGCGGUCUCUACUAUUGAAACCGUGCCGUACUGGACACGCAGCAGAAAGAGCGUUGCUCCAGCAUGGGGAGACACAACCACUACUGACCAAUCAGAGACGGCCAGUGAGGCUCCCAGCACAGCAGUCUCAGAUUACACCGCCAAGCUCCGAACCCCCAGAACUAACAACAGAGGAGGAAAGAAGCACCAGUUCAUCGGAAAAACAGUGAUCAAGUCUGAGGUGUGCGUACCAUGUGGGAGAAAAACAAAGUUUGGGAAGAUGUACCUGCGCUGCCAGGAUUGUCGGCUUGUGACCCACCCAGAGUGUCGUGACAGUUGCCCCCUGCCCUGUAGCCCCACAGCGGUCAGCACUCAGAUCAAGAACACAGAGAGCACCCUGGCUGACUUUGCUCCAGCCUGCUCCCCGAAGAUCCCAGCGUUGGUUAUCUACUGCAUUAAGGAGAUAGAACACAGAGGCCUACACGAGGUUGGCCUCUACAGAAUCUCCGGCCAAGAGCGCCAUGUGAAAGAGCUGAAGGAGAAGCUGAUUAGAGGAAAGACUCUGCCUCCGCUUCACAAAGUGGAAGACAUUAAUGUCAUCACAGGUGUCCUCAAAGACUUCCUUAGGAACCUCCCAGAGCCACUGCUCACCUUCCACCUCAACAAAGUCUUCAUGGAAGCAGCCGAAAUCCAGGAUGAUGGCAACAGUCUCGCCAUGCUGUUCCAGGCCAUCAGUGAGCUGCCACAGCCCAACCGAGACACUCUGGCCUGCCUGAUGAUCCAUCUGCAGAAGUAA